CACAAACUCAAAAAUAAAAUUUACCGAACACCUUCUCGCAAUUGUCUGACUCUCGUUCUCACCGAUUCGCCAAAAAUUGGAGAUAAAUCAAAUGGCGAGACUGGAGACACUUUCGAUUUUUUCAUUGACCCCGGCGAUUGUUAAACAAUUGAGUAACAGAAAAAUCCUGACUGUUAUUGAUUUCAUCGCAGAAUCGACUGAGAAUUUACUGAAAAUAACAGGAAUGGCGUACAAGAGUAUUCUAGAAAUUCGAAAAGAAAUUGUUGCCGCCCACGGAGGAAAACUGGAAAACACAUUGGAAUUAUUAAAAAGAGAAGAGGAAAUUAUUUCCACAGGAAUUCCGAGUUUUGACGAUCUACUGAAUGGCGGUCUACAUCCGGGAGAGAUCUACGAAUUCUGUGGGGCAUCAUCUACAGGGAAAACCUCCAUGUGCCUGUCUAUCUCCACAGAUCUGGCACUAAAUUCGGAUUUCGUGAUUCAUUACGUCGACACUAAACGAGAUUUCUCGUCAUCGAGAGUGCAGAUGAUUCUGGACGAGAAAAAAAUCAGCAAUGAGGAGAUCGCUAGAGUGAUGAACCAAAUAAAACUCUCAAGAAUUCAUAAACUCCCGGAAUUAUUCUCAAUUCUCCACAGUUUAGCUCCAGGUAAAGAUGACAGAGUUAAACUGAUAAUAAUAGAUUCUCUAGCUUCGCUGGUUCACGUGGCACCUGAUAAUUACGAGUCGUUGUACUCAAUGAAUCAUUUAACGAGUGUCUGCAAGUACUUGGCGAAGGAGUGCAGCCUCUCAGUGAUAACAAUUAAUUCAAUAACCCAGUGGAGAGAUGAUCUGAGUAAUCUGGAAAAUUCUGGAGUGAUAAAACCGAUGCUUGGGAGGUACUGGAGAGGAAUUCCAGGGACGAGGAUUUAUUUUGAGGAGAUGUACAACGAGAGGAGGAAGUUGACCCUCUGGAAGAGCAAUGUGCAUCCAAUCGGAAAGUCUAUUGAUGUGAAAAUAAUUAAUUCUGGAAUUAUCUGAAACUCAAUUGAUAGA
Molecule: messenger RNA, 1030 nt
Organism: Fopius arisanus
Lineage: Eukaryota; Metazoa; Arthropoda; Insecta; Hymenoptera; Braconidae
Gene: Rad51D
Product: Rad51 recombinase D
Exons: 5
Coding region: 92-1015 (307 amino acids)
Biological process (GO): telomere maintenance; double-strand break repair via homologous recombination; reciprocal meiotic recombination
Cellular component (GO): Rad51B-Rad51C-Rad51D-XRCC2 complex; centrosome; replication fork
Molecular function (GO): ATP-dependent DNA damage sensor activity; single-stranded DNA binding; ATP binding
Source: RefSeq, a predicted model, not a curated record